ACCUGUUAUUUCACAGCAUUGGGAUAAUUUGAAGAGGUUCUUGCUUCAACAGUGAUUGAACGGAACUUCAAGCCUCAACCUUUUUAAAUCUGAUUUGAGUUAUUUAUUUUCUAUCAACGUUUUGAUAGUAAAACCAGCCGAAAUGGAGACUUCUCAGAUUUGCCAGAACUACGACCGCGACUGUGAGGGCUUGAUCAACAAAAUGAUGAACUUGGAGCUUUACGCUUCAUACACUUACACUUCAAUGGCUUACUACUUCAAACGGGAUGAUGUUGCCCUUCCUGGGUUUUCCAAGUUCUUUAAGGAGAACAGCGAGGAAGAGCGCGAGCAUGCUGAGAAACUAAUGUCCUUCCAGAACAAAAGGGGUGGACGCAUUGUCCUUCAGGACAUAAAGAAGCCUGAGCGUGAUGUAUGGGGCAAUGGACUAAUUGCUAUGCAGUGCGCUCUGCAGCUGGAGAAGAACGUUAACCAGGCUCUGCUGGAUCUCCAUAAAGUCGCCUCUGAGAAGAAAGAUCCUCAUCUGUGUGACUUUCUGGAAACUCACUACCUGGAUGAGCAGGUUAAAACCGUCAAGAAGCUUGGUGACCACAUCACCAACCUUUCAAAGAUGGAUGCUGGAAACAAAAGGAUGGCAGAGUACCUGUUUGACAAGCACACCCUGGAUGGAGAGAACUAAAUCAUGACCUCAGUUCAUCUGCAUGCUGCAAACGGCCCAUCUAUACUGUAAUAACAUUUCAUUAAGCAAUAUGUUAUCACACAGCUCGAAAGUUUGAGAGGUUGAAAGUUUACCAUAGAUUGAUAUUAUUUAACCUGUGAUAGUCAUCAAGCAGAUGCUUUCCUGUUUAAUAAUUGGUGGAUUUGAUAAAUAAA
Molecule: messenger RNA, 870 nt
Organism: Triplophysa rosa
Lineage: Eukaryota; Metazoa; Chordata; Actinopteri; Cypriniformes; Nemacheilidae
Product: ferritin, middle subunit-like
Exons: 4
Coding region: 143-676 (177 amino acids)
Biological process (GO): iron ion transport; intracellular iron ion homeostasis
Cellular component (GO): cytoplasm
Molecular function (GO): ferric iron binding; ferrous iron binding
Source: RefSeq, a predicted model, not a curated record